GCGCGAAUCAUGGCCGACGGGGCCACCCCCGCAGCUGCCCCGUUGGACAUCGACCCCGACUUCGAGCCGCAGACCCGUCCCCGCUCCUGCACCUGGCCUUUACCCCGACCCGACUUCCCCGGCUCCUCGUCCGCCUCGGUCAAAAACGAUCCCGGUCCUGAAGCGGCGGAGAUGAUACCCGAGGAGGAAGACGACGACGAGCUGGGCGGCACGGAGUCCGGUUUGUUACCCGUCCCGGGCUCGGGUCCGGGCGGCGGAGAGACGGAGCCGCAAGGGGCUGACGGGCCGAAGCAGCCGGCGGGGGCGAGCGGACCGGAGGGCUCUCGCUCUCCGCCGCCGUCCUCGCAUGCACUCGGCGGGCCCGGCGGCGCCUUCGUGGUGGCGGCGGCUGGUGGUGGGGUGGCGGGGCCGCAGCAUCGCAAAGCCUCGUCCCGUAGGAACGCCUGGGGCAACAUGUCGUAUGCGGAUCUGAUCACGAAAGCCAUCCAGAGCUCGGCGGACAAGAGGCUGACGCUGUCACAGAUCUACGACUGGAUGGUCCGUUGCGUCCCCUACUUCAAGGAUAAAGGAGAUAGCAACAGCUCGGCCGGCUGGAAGAAUUCAAUACGCCACAACCUUUCACUGCAUAGCAGAUUUGUCAGAGUACAGAAUGAAGGUACAGGCAAAAGUUCUUGGUGGAUGAUCAAUCCAGAUGGUGGAAAAGGUGGGAAGUCUCCACGAAGGCGUGCUGUUUCCAUGGAUAAUAGUAACAAAUAUGCAAAGAGCAGAGGUAGAGCAGCAAAGAAAAAGGCAGCCCUGCAAGCGGCACAAGAGGCUAAUGCUGAAAGUCCAUCACAGCACACAAAAUGGCCCGGAAGUCCAACAUCUCGCAGCAGUGAUGAAUUUGAUGCAUGGACAGACUUUCGUUCUCGUACUAACUCAAAUGCCAGUACCUUGAGUGGACGACUUUCUCCUAUAUUAGCCAAUCCUGAACUUGACAAUGUUCAAGAUGAUGAUGCGGCUCCUUUGUCUCCCAUGCUAUACUCGAGUCCAUCCAGUGUUUCUUCAACUGCAAGUAAACCGUGCACUGUUGAGCUCCCUCGGUUAACUGACAUGGCUGGAACCAUGAAUCUGAAUGAUGGAUUGACAGAACAUUUGAUGGAUGAUUUACUGGACAAUAUUACUUUAACACCUACUCAACAGUCAUCACCUGGGAGCCUUGUGCAGAGAAGCUCAAGUUUUACUUAUGGGUCAAAGAAUUCUGGUUUAGGUUCCCCAAACAGUUUCAGCAAUUCCAUAUUUGGACCACCUGCUUUGAAUGCUUUGCGGCAGACUCCCAUGCAAACUAUUCAAGAAAACAAGCAAGCCACAUUUUCUUCCAUUUCUCGUUUUAGCAACCAAACUUUACAAGAUUUACUUGCAUCUGAUUCUCACAGUGAUGUUAUGAUGACUCAGACAGAUCCUCUGAUGUCUCAGGCAAGUUCAGCAGUGUCUUUGCAAAAUUCACAUAGAAAUCUGAUAAUUCAUAAUGAUCCAAUGAUGUCAUCCUUCACUGCCCAAUCUAAUCUGACAAACCAUAAUCCACUGCAUCGCCAGUCUCCACCUCAGACUUCUGCACUUACUGGUGAUAGUGCCUUGUCAAACUCCAUGAAUCAUGUAGCUUUACCAUCAGAUUCUAAUAAUGUCUCCACAAAGCACCAGCUUCAGUCGUCUGCCAAUCGGUCUAUGCAAAUAGGAUUGUCUGAUACACUUUCUGGCCCUUCCUAUCCUGGUAGCAUGACUCUUCCAGCUAUGGGACAAGACAAGUUUCCUAGUGACCUGGACUUAGAUAUGUUCAAUGGAAGUUUAGACUGCGAUGUGGAAUCCAUCAUUCGUAAUGAACUCAUGGAUGCAGAUGGGUUAGAUUUUAACUUUGAUUCACUCAUAUCUGCUCAGAGUGUUGUGAAUCUGAAUGUGGGAACUUUCACUGGUGCUAAACAAACGUCAUCGCAGAGCUGGGUUCCAGGCUGAAGUUGCCUUUUACUGGUGGAAACAGGUUAGUGAACUGAAUCCUUUUUGCCAAAUCUGCUAUCAUCAAGAUGACAUGAAUUGGAUUAUAGCAACUUCUGUCAGCUGUGAAUCUGACAUUUUCAUCUGCAAUGGGGACAGUUCCUGGAAUUACAUCUCAACCAACAUGAAAGAUGUUAACCAGAAGAAUACAAUUUACAUUUAAAAUGUAUUUUUGAAGUGUUUAAAAAAAAAAUUCCAUGUAAACUGUACAGUUUCUCCUGCAUACCAUUAUAUUUAACCGUAUAUAAAUUGUUGGUUGAUACGGGUUGGUGCAUAAUUUUAAUUUUAUUUGAUAAGAGCAUCUGCCUAUGGUCUCCAUUGUGUUGAGAUGAUUGAAAUGUUGAUAGAAUGGGACUAAUGAACAGUGCCAACAAAGGCAAGCAUAUUAAUAAAAUUAACAUGUAACUGAAGGAAUGAAGUGGGACAAAUUGCAUUGUCAGAAUGCCAGAAGAUUUAAACGCAGAUGAUGGUUUUUAGCCUUUUAACCUAAUAUGCAAUUGAUUAAUUGGCAUUUUUAAAUAAUUUGAAACUGCAUGAGCUUAUUCACAGUGUUGAAGUGCUGGUUUGAAUGGACACUUCCAAUUUAUGACCCAGCUUUGUUUGGUCUUCUGUAAUAGGAGCGUAAGGAUGUCCAGUUUAGAGAUGGGGUUGGUGAUAAAAAUGCAUUCAUGUGUUGAAGUUUCACCUAGCCUUGGAGUAAAACUGCCUCAGACUUUGCUUGGCUUUACAGACCAAUGUUGUGUACAGACCAAUCUUGUGAGAAAUUGAUUGGGAAGAAAGUUUUUUGUGCGUUUACACAUUAUUGCAUUCAGAGAAAAAAGCCAAAAUAAUUUUCUCUCAAAGCAAAUUUUGCUGCAUGCAUUGAAAUUUAAAUAUAUUUACAGGAUUGGAAAACUUUCCCUAUACAUUCAUCAUAAAUUUUUCCAAAGUUCCUAUCCUUUUAAACAAUAAAAAUGUUAUCCUUCCCUAUUCUGAGUACAGAUUGAUUUGAUAUAACAAAUCAUAUCACCAGAUAACAAGCUGCCUCCCUUUUGAACAGAAUCAUCAAUGGUCAGCUUUAAUGUGGUCUAUUUUCUGUAGGUACAUUUUUACUUGUAUAGUAAAUUGUUUUCAAUAAUGCAUUUCUGUAUGACAUUUGUACAUUUAUUGAAAGUUUUAUUGUACUGUGUACCCUUGAUCACCUUUUUGAAAUGUUUCUAUAUAAAUAUAUAGCAGCUCAGAUUGCACCAAUUUAUGCAUAUUUCUUCAACUAAUGUGUAAGAUUUUUCUCUUUAUACAAUAGGGUAAUGCACAUUUAUAUUUUACUAUGGCCAGAGACAAAUCAUUAUGCAUGAUUAUUUAGUAGUAAAUUAGCAAUUUGCUUCAACUCAUUGCAUGAAAUUCCAGACCAUCGUGGUCAUUGAUGUCAAUGCCCCUGGGGAGUGAGCAGUGAUGAAACUUAAUUGUAUAACUUAUCUGUCUCUCAUAAAUGGAUUCUUGUCUUUUCAUCAUGGAAGUCAUCUAAAAAGGUGUGCUAUAUGAAAUUGUAUUUGUAGAAUGAUAGCAUAUCAGUUAUGGCUAUUGAAUUGCUCUCAUCAAAUGUAAAUAAAGUUUAAGGUAGUAUAUUCAUUCCUUUACAUUUACCCAUGUUUUUGUUUAAUCUCUUGCUCUUUAUUAAAAUACCAUUUGUUAACUUCUGAAUCGGGUAUUCUGAGAGAGAAUUCUAUACAUGCCAAUUUUCUUAGCUACAUGGUAGAAAAGUAAUUAAAAGACUCAAGUUCCUGCCAAUCUGUUUGGAAUCUUAGUAUAAACCAUCACCCAGUGUUCUCAUCCAGGUCUGAAUAUGUGGCAAGUCUUGGGUUAGUAUCUCAGGAUAGGGAGAGAUGGAAUUGCAGUGAUUUACAGUACCACAAUAUUUGUCCAACCCCUUUUGUGGUUUGUAUAAAAUUAAUGGUAAUGGAAUAUAGUGCUUUUAUUCUUUCGAAACUAACUUAGUCCUAAUAUUUGGAACUUGUAAAACUCAAAUCAUUCAUACAUGAUCCAAUUUGCUAAAUUCUCCUGUGCAUUAAUCAGAUUCUGUGGCCUAAUUGUUGUUGUUCCUCCCCAUAAAAUAGGCAAGUGGUAUGUAAAGUUAGCUAUCAGUUAAAUCUAUUUGGUUUAAUAUAUCUUGUAUGAAACUACCACAGUUCUGGUUUCUGAAAUGGAUCAUGCGGUUUUUAUGAAUUCUGUCCACCAUUCAAUUCUGCCUGCCCCCAUUGUUCAGAAUGUGGUGUCUGAGACUGAUUAAAACUGAGCUGGGAUAUCCUAUAUUUUAUUUUCAAGUGCAUAUAUUGGUAUAUAUAAUGUAUAUGAAAUCUAUAUUCAGAGAUAUGAAUAUACUACCUUCCCUUCACCUCCUGUAAAUUUGAUAGUUUUGACAAGAAAACAAGUUCUAUUGAACUGCAGUUUUUUAUUGAAUAAAUUAUUGGUAUGUAUUGCUAUGUAUUUCAUUAAUCUGUGCUCUAGAAGAGUGCGCAUGUAAAAUAAAGCUUGAUAACACUAUGUUGAACUGAAAAAUUUCCCUGGAAGUUCCAAUUCUCGUGUGUAAAUUGUAUUCAUGGGUUACUCCAAAUGGAAGGCAGAUAUAAGCAUUAUGGUACAGCAAGUUACCCUUUUGACUAGGUUGUGUACUGCUACCACCUGAAUAAGAAUCUGAGCUCAUACUCCCAAAUGGCAUUCUGUGAAAAUCUUGGAAGUUUUUAAGUAGAAUUUUCUGUGUAACUUUUGAAUUUGUAUAACUUGUUGCAAUUCUUCCUUUUAGAAUACAAGUGUGAGAUGGGCCCUAGGUAGACACAAGGUGAGAUUUUUGGGAUCAAACCUCGUCUCACCGAGCUAAAAAUCUCACCUUGCAGCAGUUCUGGCUAUUUACUGAAUCCCUGAUGCCAGAUUAUUUAACAAGUAACAGCUACAUCUCCAAAUUUGAAAGCCUUAAACUGUAGCUAUCAAUCCCAUUAAUAACUGAAAAAAAAAAGAGUUGGAGCAAAUUCUCUGACCCCCUAACUGGUAGUUAUUGCCAUAACUGCUGGCAUUUUCUCCUUCAUAUAGGAGGGUUAACAGAUGAGUGUAUUUGCUUGCCCAUCCAACAACUUUCCCAACUGCCUGCUCACUGGUCCCACUUAUUGAUCAGUCCCUUGCCAAGCCACUGGUAGUUUGGAAUCUCUUCAUUUGUGGAGAUCUCCAGUGACAGUGAUCCAGGGUCUGCUGAAAGACCUCAGUCUGACUUGAAGGAGGAACAGGGUUGGUCUGGGCAUCGGAUGGGGUGGUAAUGUGGGGAAACAGCAUUUAAUGUUGCAUUCUGGAUAUUUUUGGCAGAAUCCAACAUUCCCCUGGAGGGUUGAUCACUCGAGCAGACAACCCUAAAUAAAAUAAAAUGUUGCUCACUGUCCCCUCCCCUCGGUGUCUGUGGAGUGUGGUUUUCCUGAAGCAGGAGCAACAAUAAAGAUGAGGCCUCACUUUCAUACCCAGUAUCUGUCUCAGAGUUCAACUUCAUACUAUUUAGGUAAGUGGGUUGUGGUGAGUGGGAAUAUUUUUUCCAUUAUGUUACUGGCUCAUAAUUUCCUAAACAUGUUGCAUUGGCAGCUAAUCCAGUGACAAUCUCUAAUCUGAUUGGCAGCAUAGUGAUGCAGCUGGUAGAACUGCAGUCUCACAGCUUGAUCUGGGUUCGAUCCUAACUUCUGGUGCUGCCUGUAUAGAGUUUGCACGUUCUUUAUGCGGAUUUUGUCCAAGUGCUCCAGUUUGGUCCCACAGUUUGGUUGCAGGCACGGUAGCAUAGUGGUUAGCAUAAUGCUUUACAGCGCCAGAGACCUGGGUUCAAAUCCGGCCACUGUCUGUAAGGAGUUUGUAUGUUCUCCCCGUGUCUGUGUGGGUUUCCUCCGGGUGGUCUGGUUUCCUCACACAUUCCAAAGACGUACAGGUUAGGAAGUUAUGGGCAUGCUAUGUUGGCGCCGGAAGUGUGGCGACACUUGCGGGCUGCCCCCCAAAAUCACUACGCAAAAGAUGUAUUUCACUGUGUGUUACGAUGUACAUGUGACUAAUAAAG
This is a messenger RNA of Pristis pectinata (smalltooth sawfish), 6085 nucleotides long. RefSeq names its product forkhead box O3b (gene foxo3b). The transcript is spliced from 3 exons. The record is from RefSeq and is a predicted model, not a curated record. Gene Ontology annotation, molecular function: RNA polymerase II cis-regulatory region sequence-specific DNA binding; DNA-binding transcription factor activity, RNA polymerase II-specific. Bases 10 to 1989 code for a protein of 659 amino acids. Gene Ontology annotation, cellular component: mitochondrial matrix; nucleus. Gene Ontology annotation, biological process: regulation of transcription by RNA polymerase II. Lineage: Eukaryota; Metazoa; Chordata; Chondrichthyes; Rhinopristiformes; Pristidae.